Messenger RNA from Tripterygium wilfordii, 1874 nucleotides. RefSeq names its product BAG family molecular chaperone regulator 1-like. Gene Ontology annotation, biological process: protein stabilization. The coding region runs from base 641 to 1666 and encodes 341 amino acids. Lineage: Eukaryota; Viridiplantae; Streptophyta; Magnoliopsida; Celastrales; Celastraceae. The record is from RefSeq and is a predicted model, not a curated record. Gene Ontology annotation, molecular function: adenyl-nucleotide exchange factor activity; protein-folding chaperone binding. The transcript has 4 exons. Gene Ontology annotation, cellular component: cytoplasm.
CAAAGAACAGCUCAGUUAGCUGGCCACUCGUUUUUUCUUCUAUAAUUCCUUUUCGUUCUCUCUUGGCCGAGAUCUCUCCACCACAGGUGGGAAAUACAGAGAGGCUGAAUUUUUUUUUCAAAAAAUUCAAUUUUGUGGUAUUCUGAUUCCGUUGAUUUCUACGAUUUUUUCUUAGUAGAAAUCGCCGCUUCAAGAUUGUUGGCUUGGGCCUUAGAUUUUUGCUUUCGUUGUUGAUUCCGUGUUCAUUUUCGUUGAGGAGAUCUGGGAAUUUUGUUUCUGCGACAGGUUGUUCGCGAUCCGAACUUGGUUUCCUUGAAGGCCAAGAAUUGUAGAUUCACGGGUUCGGAGUUCUUUUUUUCCUUUCGGGAGACGCCAUUGAUUCUGCAAAGAAAGAAAUAAAAGUUAAGAAGGGUUUAGCUUUCUUUUUCUCUCUCUUAUAACUGUCCGCGUGGCGACCGUGGUUGGACUCGUGUAAUGCUGGAGUCAGAGAUUUCUGAAACAGAGUCCAACAGUCUCUGUCUCAAAUGGCCGUCUUUUGUUUCUGAUACAGAUCGUCAAGAAUCGCAGUUCCUGGAGAUCUGAAGCCUUUUUGCCACCACUUCUUUCCACGCAAGAAAACAGAUUUGACUUCAAUUUAAAGAUGAUGAGAAUGAAGGAUAAACCGACAGACCUGUCUUCAACAAACGGCAGUGCAGCCGGCAGAGGCGGCGAGUCCGGGUCUGAAUGGGAGAUUAGACCAGGAGGAAUGCUGGUACAGAAGCGGAACCCGGAUUUUGAUAGGAGCUCCGCCCCAGCACCGACAAUUAGAGUUAGGGUCAAAUACGGGUCAAUCUACCACGAAAUCAGUAUCAGUUCUCAAGCUACAUUUGGGGAUUUGAAGAAAAUUUUGACAGGACCAACAGGUUUGCACCAUCAAGACCAGAAACUGAUAUACAAAGACAAGGAAAGAGAUUCAAAGGCCUUUCUUGACAAUACCGGUGUGAAGGACCGAUCAAAGAUGGUGCUUGUUGAGGACCCAAUUAGCCAGGAAAGACGGCUCCUUGAGAUGAGGAAGAAUGCGAAGACUGAGAAAGCUUCCAAGUUCAUAUCCGAGAUCAGUUUGGAAGUUGAUAGGCUUGCUGGCCAGGUGUCAGCUUUUGAAUCGAUUAUAACUAAAGGAGGGAAAGUAGCAGAGAAGGAUUUGCUUACUCUAAUUGAGUUAUUGAUGAAUCAGUUGCUCAAAUUGGAUGGAAUUAUGGCUGAUGGAGAUGCCAAAUUACAGAGGAAAAUGCAGGUGAGAAGGGUGCAGAAGUAUGUUGAAACUCUAGAUUUGUUGAAGGUCAAAAACUCCACACCCAACAGCAAUGGAGGUCAAAUCCCAAAGCAGAAUCAAAGAAAGUAUUCGAAUGGCCAAAAACUAGCCCCCAUCCAAGAACACCCAUUAAGACAUUCAAAUGGACAAAGACCAACACCAGUGCAAGAACAUCAGCAGCCAAGGCACUCGUUUGGGCAUGGGCCAAUACACCAACAGCAACAGCCAUUGAGGCACUCGACAUCGGGACCAGCUGUUGUAACCACCAAAUGGGAGACAUUUGAUUCGACGCCGGCAUUGAUACCGGCAUCUACAUCCACCUCAGCCAACAAUAAUUCAGUCCAGCCAAAGUUCAACUGGGAAUUAUUUGAUUGAGAUGUAAACUUUUUGUUGCUUUGUUUUGUUCGUUUCUGUGUGUAUGUGCUGGGUUUGUCUCCAGUUGGUUUGAUAUCUCCUCCAUUCUUUCCUGUAUUUAUAUUUAUUAGCAAUCCCUUUAAUCUGUCAUCAACUCCCUCAGAAAUAAAUGGGGUCACUAGAAUACCAGUUAUUAUGAAGAUCAAUCUGUUCUGUUGUUUGUUUUCUA